Molecule: messenger RNA, 270 nt
Organism: Mesoplodon densirostris (Blainville's beaked whale)
Lineage: Eukaryota; Metazoa; Chordata; Mammalia; Artiodactyla; Ziphiidae
Product: killer cell lectin-like receptor subfamily B member 1F
Exons: 3
Source: RefSeq, a predicted model, not a curated record
AUGUAAGAUGAAGAAAGAUACAUGACAUUGAACAUACAAUUGAAAAAAAGGAGUUCUAUCCAAAUAUCCCAAAUUAAGUGUCAAGACUCUCGGGGAACUGUCUGCCAAUCACAGACAGUAAUACUAAGUUACAGAGAUAUUGGAAUGUUUAAUGGGUCAAGAUUCUUCAUAAAAGGACCAGCUAAAGAAAAUAGCUGUGCUACCAUCAAGGAAAACAGAAUUUACUCUGAAACUUGCAACAGUGUUUUCAAUUGGAUUUGCCAAUAUUAA